This is a messenger RNA of Racocetra persica, 535 nucleotides long. NCBI's taxonomy places the organism in Eukaryota, Fungi, Glomeromycota, Glomeromycetes, Diversisporales, Gigasporaceae. The record is from the annotation of a GenBank genome assembly.
UGCAUUCUCUCUUGCAAAUAUUGUUCCAGAUUUGCAGGCCUUUGCAAUUGCAGUUGGAGCUAGCGCAAAGAUUCUUGAAACUAUUGAUCUUGUUCUACCAAUCGAUUCUGUCUCACCAACUGGUGAAAUUCCUGAUCAUGUUGAAGGCCAUUUUCAGUUUAAAAAUGUUUUAUUUAGCUACCCUUCUAGAUCUAAUGUUAAAGUUUUAGAUAAUAUCUCAUUGUACAUUGAACCUGGGACAUCUGUUGCUAUUAUUAGUACUUCUGAUUCAGAAAAGAUUAAUAAUGUUGCACAUGGAUUAAUUAGCUCAACAUAUGAAGACUUGUCUGUCGAGGAAAAAUAUAAAAUGAUUAAAAAUAUCUGUGAAAUAUCUAAUACUAACAAAUUUAUUGUAAGACUUCCUAAUUACUAUGCUAUUGUAAGAGACCUAAAAAUACUAUUUUUAGAUGAAGCUACCAGUGCUCUUGACUCUCAAAGUGAAAAAAUUGUUUAUGACACGUUGAAUAAAGUCUCUAAAAAUAGAACUAUGAGUUAA